Molecule: messenger RNA, 936 nt
Organism: Radiomyces spectabilis
Lineage: Eukaryota; Fungi; Mucoromycota; Mucoromycetes; Mucorales; Radiomycetaceae
Product: ribosomal RNA-processing protein 7-domain-containing protein
Exons: 3
Coding region: 1-936 (311 amino acids)
Biological process (GO): ribosomal small subunit assembly; rRNA processing
Cellular component (GO): CURI complex; UTP-C complex
Source: RefSeq, a predicted model, not a curated record
AUGGUGAAAGGAAAAAAGCAGCAAGCAAAGACAACUUCAUCCAAAGUGGUGAAACCAUUGGAUGAAUUUCUUGGAUUUAAAGUACUUCCUGUGCUUGUGAAAGAAAAUUGUCGACAUUACAUGUACAUGAAGCAACAUAUUGCCCGAUCAUCCGCCAGUGAUCUCCCCGAAGAUCAGACGCUCUUCCUCGUUAACUUGCCAGCAGAUACCACCGACCAGCAUCUGAAGCAUUUCUUUGCUCCCAGCAAAAUCGCACACAUCUAUUAUCAAGGUUCACUAAGCUCAGCACAGAUUGAAGGACAGGAACCUAUCCCGGCUACACAUCACACAAAGCAACCUAGAGGAAAGAAGCGAAAAGCAUUAGAAGCAGCGAUCGUGAAUGCCAAGCCCACAGAAUUAAGGCAUCUGUUUUCUGGAGGCAAGUCCGCACACAUCGUAUUUGAAUCAGCACGUGAUUUGAACCGAGUAUUGGAGUUCACCCGCAUUGAUCGAAAAUGGACGUUGGGUGAAGAAAAGGAUACCGUGCAACCCUUGGGAUUCCAACGCUAUGUCCUUGCAUUUGAACUUUCGCGACCGGAUCACGAGUCACUUCAGCAAAAUGUGGAUUCGUUUAUGAUGAAGUUCAAAGCAAAUGAAUAUCAGAAAGAACGUGAAGCUUUGGAACGCAUGAAUAAGAUGGAUGAAGACGGUUUUGUUGUUGUAACACGACACAAGAAGGUCAAGACGAGCGAUGGCACCGUGAAUGUGUUAGCAGGAGCCGCCGAGCCAAUCAUUGAUCCCAGAAAAGUAAACAAGAAGAAAGAACUCGUCGACUUUUAUCGGUUCCAACUUCGAGAAAAGAAACAGAGUGAAUUGCUUGAUCUGCGGCGACGUUUCGAGGAGGACAAGGCAAAAAUUGCUCAAUUGAAGCAGUCAAGGAAGUUUAAGCCUUUUUAG